AUGUCGUCAGGAUCAAAUCGAAAGGGCCUGUUGCCCACAUCGCAGGACAAUUCGUCGCAGUCUCCAUCCGAUGCGAUCAACACUCCAUCGCCUGUUCAACGUCGAUCAUCGCAGCCGCUUCCGGGCAUAUCGGCCACUGCCUCAUCGCUUCGCAGUCGCAGAGCUGGCUCAACUUCCACCGGAUCCACCUCGUCCAGCUCCAAGCAGCAUAAUGAUCAGCUCAACGACGUCGAUGAUCACGACUACGAUGACGAGGCCCCAGGCGACUACGAUCCCGGCGUGCAGCCUUCCACCAACAAUCGCUCCAACCGUGCCAACCUGUUGAGAGCGUCUCUUGUACCGGGAUCGUCUCAAAACACAGCUGGUAAAGUUGCGUCCGUUUCGCCUGCCUCAGCCCCUAAAAAGCCUGUGCCAGCUGCUCCCCUCUCGCCGCCGGCCACCACAUCAAAUCGAUUCAAAGGCACUCCAGCUCGUGCAACGCGCUAUUCGCUCCCCGUACGCACAGAGAAGCCUGUACGAACCACAAAGACCUCAGGCAAGCACGUUGUCCUGCCUUCCGAGUCUCAGCUAGCUCCUCUUCCAGGUGAUGAUGACGACGACGAUGAAGACGAUGACGAUGACGAUGAUGAUGACGACGACGACGAAGAUGAAGACGAAGAAGAAGUCACCGACGACGAAGCCUCACAAGCGGAUCCAUCGAGCGGCGCUCCUGCCAAGCCUGCCCUCACUGCUCCCUCCAAACCGCCUGCCAGAGUGCCUGUCAUCACUCCCCGCCCUGGACCUACCCUCCCCUCGACCAGACACACGGCUCCUGCUCCCGUACCGGGCAAGCUGGUCACUCCCGUAUCCAAGAGCUCGCAGCGACAAGCCGCCUCUUCCGCCCUCGCUCGUGCCGCUGCCUCUUCCGUAUCAGCUGCUCAGGCACGGCGCGCGCAGCAAGCCAUGCCCAAAGCGGCAACCACCUAUCGCAAUGCCGCCAGCCGAGCUCCUCCUCUUCGACCUCACAAAUCGGGUCCUGUCUAUCACACGUUCGAGCGCAUGCCUCCAAGUGCCAGGCUCAUGACACCGCUCCCACGAGUCACCGCCUACAGCAUUUCGGCUUCCAUCCACCUCGGCACGCUCCUCGGCUUCUUGCGUCGCGAACAUGGCGUCAAGCCCCGUCUCUACGAUGAGUGCGCCUACGCCGUCUACACCAAACCUCUUCUACCCGGAUUUGGACGCGCCAACGUUCGCUCUGCUCCUGAGCCUCGAUCCGCCAGCCCAGGUGCCGAAUCGCGCAGGGAGAGAGAGCUCGAACAACGCGAUGAGUUUGGCUAUAUCGGCACCUACUUCGAGCAUCGCCAGGAAGAGGAGGAAGACAUCGACCAAGAUGGCUACAUCAAAGGCGGCGAAGGUCGAGGCUCCGACAGCGAGAGUCGGAGGCGCGGCGACUCACACCGCGGCGAUGGACGCGGUGGCGGAGAGACGUCUGCCUGGGAGAGUGAGACCGAAAGGUGGAAUCCUGGUGAGCAACGAGGUAGCCGUGAUCGCGAGCAAGACGAAGCUCAGGCCGUUGCAAAUGCAGCUCAUCAACACGUUCACCAUGAGUCGACUGACAGCAGCACGCAUCCCAUUAGCAGUAGCCUCGAAGACGACGAGGGCAUGCUAGCAACGCCUCUGGCCCGACCUGCCGUUCCUUCGCGCAGGCUGUCAGACAGAGACACCGAGGACGCGGGGACAGAGGCGCGUCCUUUCCUGAUCGAGCGUCGACGUGACAGCCAGAGCUCUGUAUCGGAUGUAGAGGCACUGCCGCCCUAUCGCAGCUCCGGUUCGCCCGUCGACAUUGCCACGGACAAGAGCGAGCUUGCCAUCAACCAUCUUGACUCGGCGGGAGCUCGCGACAUGAUGCUGCAACAGCGUGCAGAAGAGCGAGGCGAGACAGAACCCAUGUCGCAUUCGUACCGCUCACACGAGCUCAGUAUCAUCUCGGACGUAGAGGAAGUCGCCAACACGUCGCGCGAAGAUGCCGGAGAGACGAGGCUAGCUCGCGCUGAUGGUGCUUCGAACUCGUUGCAGCCACUCGACGAGAACGCUGUCGGCGAUGACACCGGCAACGGCAUCGACCCGAGCCAGGCGGGGCGGAACGGCGAGCAACAGGUUGAUGGGCAGCCCAAGGAACGCAGGACGCGCAAAGUCAAGCUGCGUCGUCGAAAGCGUCGUUAUGCUGGCCCCAACAUGGCCUCGCACAACCACGACACUUCGGCCAACCUCAACACGCCACGUCCCAUCCUCGAGGCGCUCCAAUCCGCCGAGCUGGUCAUCUUGCCAUACGGCGUUUUGGUCAUGUACAAUUUCUCGGCCGCCGAGGAGAGGAGCAUCAUCGAGGAUGUGCUGUCUUCCGGAUGUGCACGAGAACCGAUGGACGAGGCGGCACGGGAGACGGAAGCGUUCCACUUUUGCUACGACCCCAACAUCUCGGCUCCGCGCAUCUUCAACGACUUUUUCACCUUCCGUGCGCCCAACCACCUGCUCAAGCUGUCUCUUGCGCACGCUAUCGCGCAGUCGACCAAGCUGUCAGUGUUUGAAGAAAGGAUGCAGGCAACGUUGGAGCUUACCUCGCAUAUCCCGAAGGAGAUGGCUUCGAGUGGAGAAUUGAAGCUCAAGCGGAGAGAGGCAUUGCGGUUGACAGGUCGGUUGUUCAAGUUGAGGGUGGAUGUCAACCUGACGAGCAACGUGCUGGACACACCGGAACUUUUUUGGUCCGAGGCGUCGCUGAAGGCGCUGUACGAUGCCAUCAGGGACUAUCUGGAGGUGGAUGAGAGGGUGGAGAAUCUGAAUGAGAGGUUGGCGGUGGCGAACGAUCUGUUGGAAAUCAUUCAUGAACAUAUUGCCAAUACGGCCAUGUCCAAGAUCACGUGGAUCGUCAUCAUCCUCAUCAUCGUCGCAUGCGCUGUAGCUGUGGGCGAGAUCUCGGCACGGUUCCUCGUCGGUGCCAACCGCUCAGGCGAGGGCGGUUUCAGAGCGCUCAGAGCGGCUUCCUCAGUCAAAGAGCUGUCUUCGCCGUCGCCGCUCUCUCUCCCCCCCCUUUCGUACCUUGCCUUUGCUGGCGACUCGCUCUGA
Molecule: messenger RNA, 3099 nt
Organism: Sporisorium graminicola
Lineage: Eukaryota; Fungi; Basidiomycota; Ustilaginomycetes; Ustilaginales; Ustilaginaceae
Exons: 2
Coding region: 1-3099 (1032 amino acids)
Source: RefSeq, a predicted model, not a curated record